GGGGAGGGGAACGCACGGUAGUCUCCUGCUCGCCUCCUCCUCCUCCUCCUCCUCUGUUCUUCAUCUUCUUCUUCCCAUCCGCCCUCCCUUUCUGGUAAGACCCGGGCGGUUUCUUGCUCAUCGAAGUAGUGGUGCAUGCUCGUAGCCGUCGCAGUAACUGCACGAACACGCGUGCGCUGCCUGUAGUGUCCUCUUGUUCAUGGCAUGUAGCGCGUGUCCGGGGGCCGGCCGUUCACGCGUGUUGGGCUUUUGGAAAGGGGAAAAAUGGUGGCUUUGUGUGAGGGAUGGGAUUCCAAUCGGUUGCAACAAACCCAUUGAUUUUUGCUCACCUUUUCCCUCAUAGGAGCUGUGCUGUGAAACGCACGGCGUACUUGCUUCAUAUAAACCCAGGCCCCCCUGUGCUGUUCUUGCCGGGCUCACACAUUUGUGGCACGGCAGGGCUCCAUCUCCUCUGCUUCUGGUGACUGAUUGGUUCGUCCUCAUGGCUCUAGCUCCAUUCUUCUUCAUCCUUGGUUUCACUGCCUUGAAGCAGCAGCAGACCAGUAGUAGUAGUGCCUUGCAAGCAAAUAGUUUGAUAUUAGCGUGCUGGUUUUUUUUCGUUGCACACUAAUCUCUCCUGCCUUUUGGGUCUUUGGUCUUUACUAAUAUGCAGAAGCUUUUGUUAGAUUGCAAUUGUUUUUACUGCGGCCAAAUUCCUGUUCAGCCAGCUGGUACUGUAGUGUGUAGUGUUAUGAAUUUAAAGAGACUGCUGCAAGAGUAUCUAGUCUCCAGCAUGUUAAUUUUAAUCCCUUUUCUGCCAGCGAAACACUAGUUAAAACUAAUGUUACCAUCAAGUCCCAUCACGUGGUUACUCAGAGCGCCUAUUGCUUUCGCAACGGCAUGGAUAGAAAAGAGCAGCUUGAUCCUGACAGCCUACCGGUUACUCGUCCACAAUCCAUUUGCAAGCACCACCAACACAUGGCACGUUCGACAAGUCAAACUAGUCGUCGUAGUGUCCUUAGCACAAGCCAUGAUGGUUUCUUGGAUCCCUGCAUCUCCGCAUCCCCGGUUCUUGCCGACGUUGACCGGUCAUGGGCGGCGAGCUCGCCGGCCGCAUCAGGUCCGGAAGCGCCUCGUCCCGCUCCUUCGCCGGCACAGGAUGGCGCUGCUCACGGCGCCGGCGGUGGCCGCGCUGCUGCUGCUCUUCUGGUCCGCGGCGUACGGUGACGCCCAGUUGCCGUACAAGGACCCCAGCCUGCCCGUGGAGGCCCGCGUCAAGGACCUCCUCGGCCGGAUGACGCUCGCCGAGAAGAUCGGCCAGAUGACGCAGAUCGAGCGGCAGGUCGCGUCGCCGGAGGUGCUCAAGGACAACUUCAUCGGCAGCCUGCUCAGCGGCGGCGGGAGCGUGCCGCGGAAGCAGGCGACGGCAGCGGAGUGGAUGGCCAUGAUCAGUGACUUCCAGAAGGCGUGCCUGUCCACACGGCUGGGCAUCCCGAUGAUCUACGGCAUCGACGCCGUCCACGGUCACAACAAUGUCUACGGCGCGACCAUCUUCCCCCACAAUGUCGCGCUCGGAGCCACCAGGGAUCCUGAUCUGGUGAAGAGGAUCGGUGCCGCGACCGCGCUCGAAGUGCGAGCCACCGGCAUCCAGUACGCGUUCGCGCCAUGCAUUGCGGUCUGCCGUGAUCCGAGGUGGGGGCGGUGCUACGAGAGCUACAGUGAGGACCACAAGAUCGUGCAGGCCAUGACAGAGCUCAUCCCGGGCCUGCAGGGCGACGUUCCGCAGAACUUCACCAGCGGCAUGCCCUACGUUGCCGGAAAGAACAAGGUGGCAGCGUGUGCCAAGCACUUCGUCGGCGACGGUGGCACGCAUGACGGCAUCAACGAGAACAACACCAUCAUCGACCGGCAGGGCCUGAUGAGCAUCCACAUGCCCGCCUACCUGGACUCGCUCCGGAAGGGCGUCUCCACGGUCAUGAUCUCCUACUCCAGCUGGAAUGGCAUCAAGAUGCACGCCAACCACAACCUCAUCACCAACUUCCUCAAGGGCAGGCUCAACUUCAAGGGCUUCACGAUCUCAGAUUGGGAGGGUAUUGACAGGAUCACCAGCCCUGCAGGGUCAAACUACUCCUACUCUGUCCAAGCUGGAAUUCUUGCUGGCAUUGACAUGAUCAUGGUGCCUAACAACUACCAAAGCUUCAUCAGCAUCCUGACUGGCCACGUCAACAGCGGUGUAAUCCCGAUGAGCAGGAUUGACGACGCCGUGACGAGGAUCCUGCGCGUCAAGUUCACCAUGGGCUUGUUCGAGAACCCCAUGCCCGACUCCACCAUGGCCGACCAGCUGGGCAAGAAGGAGCACCGGGACCUUGCAAGGGAGGCGGUAAGGAAGUCGCUCGUGCUCCUCAAGAACGGCAAGCCAGGCGAAGCUCCGCUGCUGCCGCUGCCGAAGAAGGCGGCCAAGAUCCUCGUCGCCGGCAGCCACGCAGACAACCUGGGCUACCAGUGCGGCGGGUGGACCAUCGAGUGGCAGGGCGACACGGGCCGCAUCACCGUCGGCACCACCAUCCUUGACGCCGUGAAGGCGGCCGUGGACCCGUCGACGACGGUGGUGUUCGCGGAGAACCCCGACGCGGACUUCGUCAAGAACGGCGGCUUCUCGUACGCCAUCGUGGCCGUGGGCGAGCACCCGUACACGGAGACCAAGGGCGACAGCAUGAACCUGACGAUCCCGGACCCGGGGCCGAGCACCAUCCAGACGGUGUGCGGCGCCGUGCGGUGCGCGACCGUGCUCUUCAGCGGCCGCCCCGUGGUGAUCCAGCCGUUCCUGGGCGCCACGGACGCGCUCGUCGCCGCCUGGCUGCCUGGGACCGAGGGCCAGGGCGUCACCGACGUGCUGUUCGGCGACUACGGGUUCACCGGGAAGCUGCCGCGGACGUGGUUCAAGUCGGUGGACCAGCUGCCGAUGAACUACGGAGACGCGCACUACGACCCGCUCUUCCCGCUGGGCUUCGGGCUCACCACGAAGGGCAACGCAUACUAGAAGGGGAUUGGUGGUAGGGAUAGGAAAUUGGAUUUAAACAGUGCUCUGGCGCGGGGACAUGAACCGGGAGUUCUUGUUUCCUUGGCCGUUUGUGUCGAUUAGUUUUGGUGCAUGCUCAGCUCACACUGUGGAGUAGCAUCCACUAGAUGAGCGGCCUCAUUCUUAUAUGAUAAUAUUGCUUUGAUCUUUGCUCAAUUCUCUCAAGGGCAGUUUUA
Panicum hallii is the source of this 3234-nucleotide messenger RNA. RefSeq names its product beta-glucosidase BoGH3B-like. Gene Ontology annotation, molecular function: beta-glucosidase activity. The record is from RefSeq and is a predicted model, not a curated record. The transcript is spliced from 7 exons. Gene Ontology annotation, biological process: glucan catabolic process. Bases 821 to 3019 code for a protein of 732 amino acids. NCBI's taxonomy places the organism in Eukaryota, Viridiplantae, Streptophyta, Magnoliopsida, Poales, Poaceae.